This is a messenger RNA of Hypanus sabinus (Atlantic stingray), 1377 nucleotides long. RefSeq lists its product as uncharacterized. NCBI's taxonomy places the organism in Eukaryota, Metazoa, Chordata, Chondrichthyes, Myliobatiformes, Dasyatidae. The coding region runs from base 1 to 1377 and encodes 458 amino acids. The record is from RefSeq and is a predicted model, not a curated record. The transcript has 3 exons.
AUGCCCAAGUACAGCCAAUGGAAGCCCAGGUCCCACCCCGUCCCUCGCCUCAGUCCCUCUCCGUCCCUCGCCUCAGUCCCUCUCCGUCCCUCACCUCAGUCCCACCCCGUCCCUCACCUCAGUCACCCUAUCCGUCACCUCUGUCCCUCGCCUCAGUCCCACCCCAUCCCUCGCCUCAGUCACCCUGUCCGUUGCCUCAGUCCCUCCCCAUCCCUCGCCUGUCCCACUCUGUCCCUCGCCCUAUCCGUCACCUCCGUCCCUCGCCUCAGUCCCUCCCCGUCUCGCCUCACUCCCUCCCCAUCCCUCGCCUCAGUCCCACCCCAUCCCUCGCCUCAGUCCCACCCCGUCCCUCGCCUCAGUCCCACCCCCUCGCCUCAGUCCCUCUCCGUCCCUCACCUCAGUCCCUCUCCGUCCCUCACCUCAGUCACCCUGUCCGUUGCCUCAGUCCCUCCCCAUCCCUCGCCUCAGUCACCCUGUCCGUUGCCUCAGUCCCUCCCCAUCCCUCGCCUGUCCCACUCUGUCCCUCGCCCUAUCCGUCACCUCCAUCCCUCGCCUCAGUCCCUCCCCGUCUCGCCUCAGUCCCACCCCAUCCCUCGCCUCAGUCCCACCCCAUCCCUCGCCUCAGUCCCACCCUGUCCCUCGCCUCAGUCCCUCUCCGUCCCUCACCUCAGUCCCACCCUGUCCCUCGCCUCAGUCCCUCUCCGUCCCUCGCCUCAGUCCCACCCCAUCCCUCACCUCAGUCCCACCCCGUCCCUCACCUCAGUCCCUCUCCGUCCCUCACCUCAGUCCCUCUCCGUCCCUCACCUCAGUCACCCUAUCCGUCACCUCCGUCCGUUGCCUCAGUCCCUCCCCGUCUUGCCUCAGUCCCUCCCUAUCCCUCGCCUCAGUCCCACCCCGUCCCUCGCCUCAGUCCCUCCCCAUCCCUCACCUCCGUCCCACCCCGUCCCUCACCUGUCCCUCCCCAUCCCUCGCCUCAGUCCCUCCCCAUCCCUCGCCUCAGUCCCUCCUUGUCCCUCACCCCAUUCCCUCCCCGUCCCUCGCUCCAGUCCCUCCCCGUCUCUUGCCUCAGUCCCACCCCGUCCCUCACCUCAGUCACCCCAUCCGUCGCCUCCAUCCCUCACCUGUCCAUCCCGAUCCCUCACCUCCGUCCCACCCUUCUCUUCCUCCUCCCUUCGGUCAUCUCUUUACACCCUUCCAUCUUCCUCUCCGAGUACCGUCUGGGCGGUGGGAACGUUUGUGCGGAUGAAUUGUCCUGACGUGCACAUGAAGGGCUGGAAAUGGAUGGAGAGUGGGAGAGAAUGCGGGGAGGUGAGGCAAGGGCGGUGGGUCAUUUGGGAGCCUCUGGCCGUGCCGUUCCACGAGCUUACUGCAACCUGA